CUCGAACAUCCAGGAAACAUCCUCUACCUCCAAUAUACUAGCUCUCGCGGCACUGAACAGAUUCUACUCUCUGCUUUUCGCAUGUCAGAAAUGUCGCACAGUGAAAACGAUCAUCCCUCAGCUGAAACUUCGUCACCGGAAGCUCCCAAACUCAACACCGCCGACCUCCCGCCAGUGGACGAUGAACCGUCUUCGUCGCACACCGUGAUGGAAGAGAAUGAAUUCUCAUCACUCACACCCAUUCGCCAGUAUGAAAUGAACCAGGAGAUGCUUGAUGAGACCAUCUCCACUGACAGGCCCUUGAUCGCGGCACUUGAACCGAUGGCCUCCUUACGCGCCGAAUACGAAGGUGGCUCCCCAAUAUUUGUCAAGAAGAUCGACUGGUUGAUUGCUCAUGGGUACACUGGUGUCCGGAGAGCAAGAGGCGACGGCGAUUGCUUUUAUCGAUCCCUAGCAUUUGCGUACAUCGAACGGAUUCUCCUCGCCCCCGAUCCUAUGCUAGCGGCGGUCAGCGCAAUAUCGAUCCUCGAAGUAUCACAACCUCUCCUUGAAGCAGCAGGGUUUCAGAAACUCGUAUAUGAGGACUUCUACGACACACUCGUCUCUCUCAUCAACAGUAUCGUCACCCCGGACAGUAACGGCAAGGUGCUCACGCAGACCACACUCCUGGAGGCAUUCAACACUCCAGAAGUGUCCAACUCCAUCGUGGUUUACCUCCGCCUUCUUACGUCCGCACAGAUGCGCUCAGAGCCGGAGAAAUACGCCGAUGUUCUGUUCCAUCCCGAGCUCGACGAGCCGAUGGAGCUCCGCGAGUUCUGUGAGAAUUUCGUCGAAGCGGUUGGCAAGGAGGCUGAUCACCCACAAAUUGCUGCACUGACGUCGGCGCUUACGGUCCACUUGAAGAUCGCUAGUCUUGACAGGAACGUUCAUGGCUCGGAAGAAGGCAAGGUCGACUUUGUCGAGUUCCAGAAUCAAGAUGAGUCCGGCAUGGAACCGAUCAUUCUCCUCUUUAGACCUGGUCACUAUGACAUACUGGACAGACGAAGCGAGGAACUAACGGAAAUGAACAGACCCGAAAGGAUGACUGAUAUAGCUGAGAAUAUUUAACAAUGGCAGUACUUUGUAUUCUAGCUGGAAAUACCCCGUAUCGCUAGAACCGCCUUUCAUCAUCUCCGUGGAGGGAUUCUCUAAUAUCUGUGCAGAGUCUGCGAAUAUCAUCGUC
Messenger RNA from Laetiporus sulphureus 93-53, 1222 nucleotides. RefSeq names its product cysteine proteinase. Gene Ontology annotation, biological process: protein K48-linked deubiquitination. The record is from RefSeq and is a predicted model, not a curated record. Gene Ontology annotation, molecular function: cysteine-type deubiquitinase activity; ubiquitin binding. The transcript has 9 exons. The coding region runs from base 82 to 1107 and encodes 341 amino acids. Gene Ontology annotation, cellular component: nucleus. NCBI's taxonomy places the organism in Eukaryota, Fungi, Basidiomycota, Agaricomycetes, Polyporales, Laetiporaceae.